Dufourea novaeangliae is the source of this 1845-nucleotide messenger RNA. RefSeq lists its product as uncharacterized. The record is from RefSeq and is a predicted model, not a curated record. NCBI's taxonomy places the organism in Eukaryota, Metazoa, Arthropoda, Insecta, Hymenoptera, Halictidae. The transcript is spliced from 5 exons. Bases 1 to 1845 code for a protein of 614 amino acids.
AUGAAUGAAUCAGAACGAAGAACUGCGAUCAGUACAUCCCAGCUUGGACUUUAUUCAGAUCACAGUGAUCGAGAUAUUAGAAGCCGUUACAGUUCCACUACGAGAAAAUUCGCAAUAGGAGUUAUGGUGGUGGUUGCAGUGAUACUAAUCGGAAUAUUCCUAUACGAUUUCACGAACGCCACGACAUUACACAGUAAAGUUAACCAGGAAACGAAACACAAGUACAUAUUGCAAAAUGCCCUGAAGAAACCAACAAACGUCACGUUGAAGUUCUCCAAUUCUACUCACGUGUCGGAAGUGAAUAGGACGAAUCCUGUCUAUAUCCAGGAUCGGUCUGACCAUGAAAAUUCGGGCUACAUUCUAUCUCACGAGGACACAGAUCGUUUUAAAGAAUCCGAAGCUGAACAAAGGUCUCAGAAUCUGAACAACUUCAAAUUACGAAGGAGGGUUCUGAAGUCCGUGGACAAUAACGCUGAAGAGUCUCCUGCGGAAGGAAAACAGUUGUUUGACAACCAUGCUGUUGUUUACCGUUUGAGACAAAGGUACAAGUACCCAGGUGUAAGCGAAGAUGAAGAAAGCUCGGAGGAAAGUCGACCAACGCCUUUCCACUGGGAGCUAAAAACACCCCAACCAACUUCUUUCAAGCGAAUAAAAUAUCCCCAGCUCUCUCAGUACAGAUAUCCGCAUUCGUCCAGAAACAUUCAGGACAUCAUAAAAUACCUGACGCACGACGCGGAAGUGCCGAACAGGGGCAUUAAAUUCACGGGAGUUUAUGUGAAUCCGAAGAAGUAUGACAUGGUACCAGAUAUCGGGGAGAUGAUGGCCAACAGCGAUAGAUCUGAAGAGGAAGACAGCUACUCGAACGACGAUCCGUUUUAUCAAUACAAACCGAAACAUCCAGCGGAUGUCAAUCUCUUAGCAACGUCCAACGUCAGAUUCGCUCCAACUGGCUUGCACAGAUACAAUCCUUACUACGACUUAUAUGGCAAACCAAUAAAUUACAUGAAACAGCCCCCGUCAGCAGCGGAAUCUCAAUACGAACCUGUAAAUCCGUACGCUGCCAACUACGCGAAGAAACGGAAGCCAAAACCGUUCAGCGUGAUGCUGGACAUUUAUCCGAUCACCGACAUAAUGGAGCAGAACAAGAAGAAUUCGAGACCGAAACAAGUUGUCCCGGAUGAUUAUGACAUCAGACGGCCGAUUCAGUUGAACAGAGUGCCGAAGUUUUACGCCACGGCCCCGCAAUCAAUGGGAGGAUUGCCUAAUCAGGCAAUGAGUGAGGAAGAGGAGAGGCAACAGAUGAUAUUCCAUUUGAACUUGUACCCGAAGAAGAAGAAUAGAAUGAACAGACACGACAUAAUUCACCGGUCGGAAUCGAUGGCAGCGGAGGAACGACAACAGUUCGUGAACAAAGUCUGGUCACCUUUAGAGACGAUCGCGAAACACUUGGCGGUGGAACGGUCGAAAUUCAUGGAGGACGAUGAACCGACCAGUUUAGCCUCGACGCGUUAUCAGGAGACCGUUCUGGAUAACAAGAACGAGAGUAAACACGAGCAAAGGAACGACUCUUCGGGGACCAAUGGCGGCGAUUCGGAGGAAAUCGUCACGGUCCCGGCGAACCAUAAAUCGAGCGCCGAGGAGGACUACGCGAGCACGGAAAAAUACGAGUUCGAGGCAUUGAAACUGGUGGGUACCACCGAGGAAAAUGAGAAAGAGGAACGAAACACCACUCUGGCGCCGGAUGUGACAACGGUUGUUGAGACCAAGACCGUGGAGGUCUCGAAAGACGUCGAUACCGUGGAAGGAUUCAAACGAUUCAGCGACAGUGUCUCUAAAACUAAUUAA